Molecule: messenger RNA, 132 nt
Organism: Cooperia oncophora
Lineage: Eukaryota; Metazoa; Nematoda; Chromadorea; Rhabditida; Trichostrongylidae
Source: the annotation of a GenBank genome assembly
AUGGCCGCAAUGGACAGUCAAGCAGUGGGAUCCUGCAACAAAUUCCCGGAGGUCACAGCUCAUGCGGAGAAAAUACAUUCAAUUCCGAGUCUCAAGAAGUACCUCCAAGCUCGUCCUAACACGAAAUUCUGA